UCCCCUCGCGCGCGGCGCUGGGGGGGCGGCCGUUAACGGCCUCCGCCGGCUGCCCCAGUAGGCCCCUUCAGAGCCGUCCGCUUUGGGCGGGGGCCAUGGCCGCCUCGCCUGGGAAGCAGAGCGACUGCUACAAGCGCCCGAGUCCCACCGGCAAGAAGAAACGCAGCCCUGAAGAAAAUGUUUUCUUCUUCAGUAAAUUAACAUAUUCCUGGUUUACCAGACUAAUAUCUAUAGGCUAUAAGAAGCCAUUGGAGAGGGAUGACCUGUUUGAACUGAAUGAAAGUGAUUCACCAUACAGAGUGUGUCCUAACUUUGAGAAGCAAUGGAGAAAAGAAAUCCAGAAGCCUACCACAGGAUUAACAGCUUCUUACAUCAGAAGAGUACUAUUUAAGAAAACAAGUUUCCAUAAACCAUAUUUGAUUUUUCCAUUAUGGAGAACAUUUAAAUUUUUAUUGAUUAAAGUUGCAUUUCUGAAAGUUACAGUGGACAUUCUGGCUUUCAUGAGUCCACAAAUAAUGAAAGCAAUUAUAAUGGUCAGUGAAAAUCAUCCGAGUUCAUCUGGGAGUGGAUAUGGCUAUGCUAUUGCCCUGUUUUUUGUAGUGCUCACACAAACUCUUCUCCAUCAGUUAUACCAGCGUAACAACAUGCUUACUGCAGUUAAAAUCAAGACUGCAGUUGUUGGCCUGAUAUACAAAAAGGCCUUAACUUUAGCAAACUCCUCACGACAAAACUAUACAACUGGAGAAAUUGUUAACUUGAUGUCAGCAGAUGCUCAGCAACUCAUGGAGCUAACUGUAAACAUCAACCUGUUGUGGUCAGCACCUUUUCAGAUCAUCAUGGCUGUUGUCUUUCUCUGGAAAGAACUUGGCCCCUCAGUCCUAGCAGGUGUUGCAGUACUUCUUUUGGUUAUACCUAUAAAUGCUGUCAUUGCAGCCAAAGUAAAAGGACUGAAGAAAAGCCAAAUGAGGUAUUCAGACCAGCGAGUCAAGCUGCUAAGUGAAAUGUUACAUGGAAUAAAGAUCCUCAAACUUUAUGCAUGGGAACCUGCAUAUCAAAGGAAGGUCAUGAGCAUUAGAGAACGUGAAAUGGAUGUUUUGAAGUCAUCUGGGUAUCUGACGACUUACUCCAUGCUAACAUUGACGUGUAUUCCUUUUAUGAUCUCAUUGGCUACAUUUGGAGUCUUCUUUCAUCUGGACAAAGAGAAUGUUUUAACAGCAACUAAAGUUUUCACAUCUAUUUCUUUGUUUAACAUUUUGCGACUGCCUUUGUUUGAUUUACCUUCUGUGAUCUCUGCAGUAGCCCAGACCAAAGUUUCUCUGAGCCGUUUAGAGGAUUUUCUGUGUGCUGAGGAUCUUAAACCUGGGGAUAUCAAUACAAACUACAGUGGAAAUCAUGCUGUUGGGUUUAUUGAUGCUUCUUUCCGCUGGGAGAAAAAUGGCCUGCCAGUCUUAAAAAACUUGAGUAUCAGCAUUCCUGAAGGCUCUUUAGUUGCUGUUGUGGGACAAGUUGGAUCUGGAAAGUCAUCUUUUCUUUCUGCUAUUCUUGGAGAAAUGGAGAAACUUGAAGGAACAGUUCAGAGAAGAGGUUCAGUGGCAUAUGUUUCUCAGCAGGUCUGGAUUCAAAAUGAAAGUUUACAGGAAAAUAUUCUCUUUGGUGCAAAUCUAAAUAGGCCAUAUUACGAACUUGUUUUAGAGUCUUGUGCUUUACUGCCAGAUUUGGAACAGCUGCCAAAUGGAGACCAAACAGAGAUUGGAGAAAGGGGUGUCAAUAUAAGUGGAGGGCAGAAGCAGAGAGUGAGUCUUGCUAGAGCUGUGUACAGCAAUGCUGACUUGUAUCUUCUGGAUGAUCCCCUGUCUGCUGUAGAUGUACAUGUUGGGAAACAUAUUUUUGAGAAGCUAAUUGGGCCUUCAGGUCUCCUAAAAAGCAAGACUCGUAUAUUGGUAACCCAUAACCUAACGCUCCUGCCUCGCACUGAUCUUAUAGUAGUAAUGGAAGAGGGCAGAAUAAGUCACAUGGGGACCUACCAAGAACUCAUUUCAAAGAGAGCUAAUUUUGCUAAGCUUAUUCAGGUCUUCAGUGCAGAGCAUACAAGUGAAGAGACAACCCCAAUGGAAGUGAGUUCUUCAAAGGAAGAAGGCCAACUGAGUAGGAGUCUGCAACAAAGAGAACUGCUGAAACAUAAAAAUUCUUUUGAUCAAUGGAAAAUAUUCACUAACAAUAAAGAAAAAGUUGCUACUGGUGGUAUGAAAAUGUCAGUUAUUUUGAAAUACCUCCAAGCCUUCGACUGGCAAUGGAUAUGGCUAACCAUAGCUGCUUAUUUAGGACAAAAUGCACUAGCCAUUGGACAAAAUCUAUGGCUUAGCGCCUGGACUGAAGAAACAGCAAAAGUUAAUGAUUUCACAGAAUGGAAACAAUCACGAAACUAUAAACUUUGUGUCUAUGGGCUUCUGGGAUUCAUGCAAGGUCUUCUUGUUUGCUGCGGUGCUUAUGUGCUCACCAGGGGGUCCCUGUCUGCUUCUCGGGCAUUGCAUCGUCAGCUGCUGGACAGUGUAUUGCGCCUUCCUCUUCAACAUUUUGAAACUAAUCCAGUUGGUCAGAUUAUCAAUAGAUUCACAAAGGACUUACUUAUCGUGGACUUACGUUUCCAUUACUACUUACGAACUUGGCUAAAUUGUACACUAGGUGUUAUUGGAACCAUUCUGGUUAUCACAUCUGCCUCACCGUUAUUCACAGUAGUAGUUAUUCCCCUGGGAUACUUUUAUUGUACUAUCCAACGAUGCUACAUAGCGAGUUCACGGCAAAUUCGACGGCUAGCAGGAGCAUCUUAUUCUCCCAUCAUCUCCCACUUCAGUGAGACUCUUGUAGGGCGAUCAACAGUUCGAGCAUUUGGCCACCAAGAGAGAUUCAUUAGAAAAUAUAAUGAUGUUGUGUAUGAGAACUUAGUUUACUUCUACAACAAUGUCAUCUCAAACAGGUGGCUAUCGGUCAGGCUUGAAUUUCUGGGAAAUCUAAUGGUGUUCUUUGCUGCACUGUUUGUAGUACUGGCUGGAAAUACAGUGAGUUCUUCUACUGUGGGUUUAUCGAUAUCCUAUGCUCUAAAUAUAAUUCAAAGUCUAAAUUUUUGGGUGCGUAAAGUAUGUGAAAUCGAGACCAAUUCAGUUUCAGUUGAAAGAGUUUGUGAAUAUGCAGAAAUGGAUAAAGAGGAACCAUGGAUAAUGUCAAAAAGACCACCAGUGGGGUGGCCCAAUGGAGGAAUAAUAGAGUUUGUUAACUACAAGGCUCAGUACAGGAAGGAUCUUGGUUUAGCCCUGAAUAACAUCUCUUUUCAGACACAGAGUAAAGAGAAGGUUGGAAUUGUUGGAAGAACAGGAGCUGGUAAAUCAACACUCACAAAUUGCUUGUUUAGAGUUCUAGAGGGAUCUGAAGGCAAAAUAAUUAUCGAUGGAAUUGAUAUAUCAACUAUUGGACUUCAUGACCUACGUGGAAAUCUUAACAUCAUUCCACAGGACCCUGUCUUGUUUUCUGGGACACUGCAGUCCAAUUUGGAUCCACUUGGAAAAUACUCUGAUCUUGAACUAUGGGAGGUACUGGAACUGUGUGACUUAAAGGAUUUUGUCCAGUCACUCCCAAAGAAGCUCCUUCAUGAGAUUUCAGAAGGUGGUGAAAAUCUCAGUGUUGGACAGAGGCAGCUGGUCUGUCUGGCCCGUGUUUUGCUACGAAAAACAAAAAUCCUGGUCCUGGAUGAGGCAACAGCUUCUGUUGACGUGGAAACAGAUAACUUGGUACAGUCCACCAUCAAAAGAGAGUUUUGUGACUGCACAAUAUUAACUAUAGCCCACAGGUUACACACAGUUAUGGAUUCAGAGAGAGUGCUUGUUCUAGAUGCAGGGAGGAUUCUGGAAUAUGAUACACCACAUAAUUUGUUACAACGAAAAGGUGUCUUUUCUGAAAUGGUUGCAGAGGCUGGGAUAAGAUGAUAAAGAAAACUAAUGAAUUACUUCUUAAUGAAGGUGAGAAUUCCUUACUCCAGUAAACGCUCGAGGGAUAUGUGGCCUUCCUGAUGUUAUGACUAGCUUACUGAAAAGCUCCUCACACCACUGCUGCUUACUAAAACUACAAUCUGUAUGUAUUGAUCAGGUUUCUUAAAAUAACUUUCUGAUUUUAUACAAAUCACUUGUUUUAAUCAUAUUGGAACUGGAACAAUGUAAUGAAGCAGCAAUUUUCAUGGCAUAUUUUAACUGUUGCACUAGUAAAGACGGAUUGAAAAAUAAACCUUGCUGUUCACAUGCUGGUUCUAAUUAAAAAUAGUAAUUAAUUAAGUUGCUCUCACGUUAUGCCCUUUCAGUUAAUACAUUCUUAUUCUGAUUGCAAAAUCAUUAAAAACACAAACUGCUUAUUGUGUGGACAUACAGGCAGAUGUCA
Phalacrocorax carbo (great cormorant) is the source of this 4422-nucleotide messenger RNA. Lineage: Eukaryota; Metazoa; Chordata; Aves; Suliformes; Phalacrocoracidae. The record is from RefSeq and is a predicted model, not a curated record.